Molecule: messenger RNA, 1566 nt
Organism: Sapajus apella (tufted capuchin)
Lineage: Eukaryota; Metazoa; Chordata; Mammalia; Primates; Cebidae
Gene: NAT14
Product: N-acetyltransferase 14 (putative)
Exons: 3
Coding region: 344-964 (206 amino acids)
Molecular function (GO): N-acetyltransferase activity
Source: RefSeq, a predicted model, not a curated record
GGCACGUGGGACGGGGACCCGCGCUGGUGCCCGCCCGCCGCCUGUCUCCUGCCGGCGCCCGCUCCCGUCUUUCCUCAGGUCCCCUUUCCCGCUGCUCCUUCUCUAGGGUAGGAGAGGUCACCUCCUGGCCCUCCGCUCGGCUCCCCCCGCCCGCGCUCCAGGGAGCUUAGCAACGGUUGCUACGGCCGGGAGCAGGCGCCGCGGCCCCCCCCCGCGGGUGACGUCACUUCCGCCAGCGACCCCUUCCCGACCCGCUCCCGGAGCCUGGCCAAAGGACCAAAAGCGACCCGCGCAGGUGCACGACGCCAGCUCUCUUCUGGGGGGCGGGGGCCUGGGGGCUGCCAUGGCCCCCAGCCACCUGUCAGUGCGGGAGAUGAGGGAAGAUGAGAAGCCCCUGGUGCUGGAGAUGCUGAAGGCCGGCGUGAAGGACACGGAGAACCGCGUGGCCCUCCAUGCCCUGACACGGCCACCAGCCCUGCUCCUCCUGGCGGCGGCCAGCAGCGGCCUGCGCUUUGUCCUGGCUUCCUUUGCCCUGGCCCUCCUCCUGCCGGUGUUCCUGGCUGUGGCCGCUGUGAAGCUGGGCCUGCGGGCCCGAUGGGGCUCACUGCCUCCCCCGGGUGGCUUGGGGGGCCCCUGGGUGGCAGUGCGGGGCUCUGGUGAUGUGUGUGGGGUCCUGGCCCUGGCCCCUGGCACCAACGCGGGGGACGGGGCCCGGGUCACCCGCCUCUCUGUCUCUCGCUGGCACCGCCGCCGGGGAGUGGGCAGGAGGCUGCUGGCCUUUGCGGAGGCCCGGGCUCGGGCCUGGGCUGGGGGCAUGGGGGAGACCCGGGCUAGGCUCGUGGUCCCCGUGGCUGUGGCCACCUGGGGGGUGGCGGGGAUGCUGGAGGGCUGCGGCUACCAGGCUGAGGGGGGCUGGGGCUGCCUAGGCUACACACUGGUGAGGGAGUUCAGCAAAGACCUGUGAGGCUACAGACCGCCAGGAAGGGCAGGGAAGGAGGGAGGGGCACCAGCACAUGAUGAGCACCUACUGUGUGCAGGUACUUUUACAUCCACUCCCUUGGUGAGUCCUCAGCCACCCAGGGCCCAGAAACAGAGGUCUGCUGAGGGGAGGAGCCUGGCCUUCACCCACCAGCCGGCAGUGUGAAGUCUGCAGUGUUUGAGCCUCUCAGAGUAGAAUGACUCCUUUCCCUCUCUGGUCUCGAGGUCAGCCUCUCCAACCCCUACCUCAGCUCCGUCUGCACUGAGAAAUCUCCUUGGCCGACGUGUCUGCAAAGCCAGUGCUGUCUGUGCCACAGGCCUGGGAGAGCUAACUGGGGAGGGGGAGAGGAGGCCGAGCAGAAUAUGCCCCAGAGUUAGGAUUUGUGACUCUGCCUCCCUGGAGCCGGAGUGGGUUAGACGCCUGCCCUUGGAGGGGACCAGGUUGACUACUUAGGGGUUGCAGUGCACAGGGCUGCCAGGCUUGGCCCCUCUCUGGAAAGGUGGAGAGCUGAAACGGCAGCUCUGGCCCUCUCUCCAGACCCGUCUGGUUUUUUACACUAUUUGUUAAUAAAGCCUGAAACCGCUGUG